Malus domestica (apple) is the source of this 1471-nucleotide messenger RNA. Its product is annotated as GLABRA2 expression modulator-like. Lineage: Eukaryota; Viridiplantae; Streptophyta; Magnoliopsida; Rosales; Rosaceae. The record is from RefSeq and is a predicted model, not a curated record.
ACCAUAGAGAUGUUCAAGCAGUCAUGCUGAAGAUGCUGUUUCUAUCUCUCAUUUUUCUUACAAACUAAUAUAAAAAAAUCCAUGGAUUUUAGAGCUCAAGAUAGCGAAAUGAGGACUCUCUCUCUCUCUCCUCAAAUCCCUGUCUUUUCAACCUCUCUAAAAAAUCCACGGAUAAUCUGAGGUACCCGCCGCCGCCGGCUUCGAUGGUCCCCAGUCAUCACAUGAGCGGGAAUCUACACACGGAGAGAGCUACUCGGAGCAGGUGGUCAGAAACCCCACUCGUCAUCAUUUGACGACGAUGAUGGUGUUACUCCUAAUAGAAGCACAGCUCAAGGGAAGCAUCUAGUCGUCCACGGCUACCACCAUCAUUUUCCGGCCCGCGCCAGUCAUCGUCAGAUGAUCGGCAGCUUGUCGAAAUCAUCCCCGUCGUCAUCUACUCGGUUGAAAGGCUUGGCGGAGAUCAAAGAGCCACUCCAAAGAUGGUUUUACAGACCAUGAAUGUGAAGGGCCUUAACAUAUCACACGUUAAAAACCAUCUUCAGAUGUACACAAGUAUGAAGCAUGAGCAAGGCAUACAAGCUGCUUUGGCAGCAAAGAAGAAUGAAUCUGAGAUGAGACAAUGGAAGCGGGAAGGAGAAUAUCGGCAAGUCCUUGACCGUGCUCCGUCCAGCGAGUGGUGGCGAAGAAGAGGGAUGGCUCCAAUAGGUUCGUAAACAGCGUGAAGAAGCACCAACCCAGAAUUGAUGUCUAAGUCGCACGCUGCCACGUCGGAUCAGUCUUCCCAUCAGGGAUCCAAUACUUACGUGGCUCCCUCCCCGACGCUCUCACAAUCUCUCUCAUUCAAAGAUUCGGUGGAGACUGUGCGGAACGUGUUUGGGAGGUGGAGGAAGUCGGUGGGGGAACCUACGAAGAAGGCGGAGGACCUCGCCGGAAACACGUGGCAGCUCUUAAAAACAAGCCCCAGUUUUGCUGAUGCUGCCAUGGGAAGAAUUGCACUAGGAACAAAGGUUCUAGCAGAAGGUGGUUACGAGAAGAUUUUUCGAUCAACCUUUAAGACAACUCCCGAGGAGCAACUUCAAAAUUCAUUUGCAUGUUACUUGUCCACAUCAGUCCAGUCAUGGGAGUUUUAUAUGUUUCUACUGCAAAGCUUGCGUAUUGCAGUGAUAAUCCCAUUUCGUACAAAGCUGAGAGCCAAGUCUUCUUCUUGGUCUUCCGUAUCUCUGCACAAUCUUCAACUGCAUCAUCAUCACAGCCCUGAGAAUAAUGCAGUAAUGGGUUAUCUUCAACAACCCACUUGGACAAAAGGAAUAACUUUUCGCAUGUGCUAAAUCCGACCCAUGCCAUCCUGUCCGUCCAUCAGCUUGUCAAAAGAAACAGAAACAAAAGCAGUAAAGGUAAAGCAGGUUUCUUUAAACACACAGCUGCAAAGUGGUCCCGCGACCACGAUGAUAAAGGAAUUCAGAUGUCUAAU